AUGGGUAAUAGCAAGAAGUACCUCUACACAGACAGGGUGGAUUUGCCACCUGAAGAUGCCAUAGGUCUUCUGGACUUGGCAAUGUCUUACUUCAUAUAUGAUGCAGAGGAUUUAGAAGAAUUCUGCUUUAAGUUUUGCAUCAAUCAUUUGACAAAAGUCACCCAAACCGCAGCAUUUUGGCACAUGGAUGGCCCCCUGCUAAAGGAGUUCAUUGCUAAAGCCAAUUCUUUGACAUUGAGCUGCUUGUAUGACGAUAGGAUGUUCAGAUACAUCUGGUCUUCCUUGUGCCACUGGUUGGCAGGCAACAGAUUUAAUAACAGAGUUAUAAAUGUAUCUACCGAUGCUUUAGUAAACCCUCCAGACAAUGAAACAAGCACAACUCCAUUGGAAGUAAAGGUAGUGUCCUCGAAUGAAGGAAUAAUUGACAGCAGACCUCCAUUGGAGGUAAUAGAAGUGCCCUCAAAUGAAGCAAUAAUUGAGAGCAGAACUCCAUUGGAAGUAAAGGUAUUGCCAUCAAAUGAAGGAAUAAUUGAAUGCAGACCUCCAUUGGAGGUAAUAGUAGUGCCCUCAAAUGAAGGAAUAAUUAAGAGCACACCUCCAUUGGAAGUAAAGGUAGUGCCCUCACAUGAAGGAAAAAUUGAAUGCACAACUCCAUUGGAAGUAAACGUAGUGCCCUCAGAUGAAGGAAUAAUUGAGAGCACAAUACCAUUGGGAGUAAAUGUAGUGUCCUCAAAAGAACCAAUAAUUGAAAGCGAUAUCAUAUCUGAUUUUACAACAGGAAUUGAACAAGGAGAUGCCAGCGAAGGAAGCUUCGUGAAGAACCUUGUGCACUUAAUUGUGACAUCUAUAGCUUUUACAAUAUUUGGAAUCUUGCUUCUUUUUAUUGAUAUGGGUCUGGUUGUCAUGGAUAGUCUCCUCACUAAGAGUGAACUUCAUAUUCCUGUGGAAUAUAGAAUGAUCUCCUUAGCAAUUGGUAUAUAUUUCUUUAUCGAUGUUGUUCUUCGAGUAUACAUAGAAGGGAAAAAGUAUUAUUUUUCUGAUUUACUUAACAUCUUUGAUACAGUCAUAAUUGCCAUCACAUUUUUGAUAGAUGUUGCAUCCAUAUUUUUUUAUUCUAAAAGUCUUAAAGAUAUUCCAAGGGUGGCUGUUAUAUUUCAACCGAUACGGCUUAUCACUCUGUUAAGAGUGUUUCACCUUGCAAAUCAAAAGAGACAUCUGGAACAAUCAACCAGAAGACUGGUGUCUGGAAACAAGAGGAGAUACAGCAAGGAGAGUUUUGAUCUUGAUUUAACAUACAUCACUGGGCGCAUUAUUGCCAUGUCAUUUCCUUCCUGUGGACGACAGUCAUUCUAUAGAAACCCAAUUGAGGAGGUGGUCCGUUUCCUUGACACCAAGCACUUUGGUCAUUAUUUCGUUUACAACCUCUGCAGAGAAAAGUCAUAUGAUUCGAAUUACUUCCACAAUAGAGUAGACAGAAUUUCCAUUGAGGACCACAAUCCUCCUACACUUGAGGAGAUGAUUUGGCUCUCAAGAGAGGUCACGGACUGGUUGGCCAAAGAUCCUCAAAAUGUUGUCGCAAUUCACUGCAAAGGAGGCAAAGGGCGAACCGGAACAAUGAUCUGCGCCUGCCUUAUUGCAACUGGAGUGUUUUCAACCGCCGAGGAAAGCCUCCAGUUUUUUGGGAACAGAAGAACUGGCCAGAGAUUAAUCUCAAAAUUUCAAGGCGUAGAAACACCAUCUCAGAGUCGUUAUGUUGGAUAUUUCGAAACAUUGAAAAAUGUAUAUAAUUUGAAUUUACCAGUUCAAAAAACCCUCAAAAUUGAAAAGAUUAUACUUUAUUCCAUUCACGGAGAUGGAACCGACCUAACAGUAGAAAUAGUAAUGCAGCAGAAGACCGUGUUUACUUGCACAUCUCAAACCUGCACAGUACUCCAUGACAAAGAGACGGACAGAGUAAUAUUUGUUAUUCCUGACUGUCCCGACUUAUGUGGUGAUGUGAAAGUAAAGUUUUUAUCACCUUUUCUUCCUAAAGGGUAUGAUGACUGUGCAUUCUUUUUCUUGUUCAAUACAUCAUUUACAAAGAGAAAUCGACUUUAUCUGCUGUGACAGGAACUAGACAAUCCACAUAAACCAAAAGCGUGGAAUAUUUACUGCCCUGAUUUUGCUGUAGAACUCUACUUUAAAGAAGUAUUUUGA
Molecule: messenger RNA, 2196 nt
Organism: Perognathus longimembris pacificus (Pacific pocket mouse)
Lineage: Eukaryota; Metazoa; Chordata; Mammalia; Rodentia; Heteromyidae
Product: phosphatidylinositol 3,4,5-trisphosphate 3-phosphatase TPTE2-like
Exons: 29
Biological process (GO): transmembrane transport; dephosphorylation; monoatomic ion transport
Cellular component (GO): membrane; cytosol
Molecular function (GO): monoatomic ion channel activity; phosphatidylinositol-3,4,5-trisphosphate 3-phosphatase activity
Source: RefSeq, a predicted model, not a curated record